Dentiscutata erythropus is the source of this 784-nucleotide messenger RNA. Lineage: Eukaryota; Fungi; Glomeromycota; Glomeromycetes; Diversisporales; Gigasporaceae. The record is from the annotation of a GenBank genome assembly.
UCAAGCUAAUCUUGUCAGUUGGGUAAAGCAAACAAUGGGUCUAACGGUUCAUCAAACUACUAUUAGCCGUUUAAUAAAGAAUAAAGAAGAAAUUGGAGAAAAUCCCAUGGCAAAAAGACAAAGAAUAGUUCAACACCCAGUUACCAACCGAUUUACUUGUAAUACACAACCAGAUACUGCGCUUGCAACUGUUUGUCUUAAAGGAAAAAAAAUUAAUAAAGAACGGCUAACAUUGGCACUUUGUGCCAAUGCUGACGGGAUAGAUAAAAUGAUAUCAUUUGUUAUUGCAUGGAUGACAGUUUUGUUGUUCCAAAAAUGGCUUAAGAAAUUUGAUUUGAAAAUGGCUGGUCACAACAUAAUUCUCCUAAUAGAUAAUGCAAAAGUUCACUCUGUUGGUAAUUUAAGACUUCGUAAUACAACCAUUAGAUUCUUUCCUCUAUAUACAACAUCUCGCCUACAACCUAUAGAUGCUGGUGUCAUUAUGUUCUUCAAAUGCAACUACCGAAGUUACUUUAUAAAGUGGCUUCUUGAUCAGUAUGAGUCCGAAAAAGAUAAUAAAAUAGAUGUUCUUAUUGCUAUAAAAUUCAUUGUUCGAGGAUGGAGAGAAGAACCUCAACAGGUUGAAAGUGAUGAAGAAGAUAAUAGUGUAGAAACACCCCAAAUAACUCAUAAAGAAGCAUUAGAUGCUAUUCAUCGAUUGGAGUUAUAUCUUAUGCAACAAGACCUUAAUUAUGUGGUUCAAACAGAAAAUGACGUAGCCUUGUCAAAAUUAAACCUUCUUUGA